AUGGAGUCCUCAGCUCAUGAGAAAGUGAACGUAAAGACCGAGCCCCCAGGCGGCAAUGUGCACGUAAAAGACGAGCCGUUGUGCUCUAAUGCCCUUAGAAAGGCCGAACCUACAUCUGAUGAUAUUGAAGUCAAGCCCUCAUUGUCCGAGUCUAAAUAUGUAAAUAUAGACGCAAAUGUGGUUAAGAUCGAGCCCUCAGAUGCGUGUGUGAAGGAGGAAUAUUGGUCAGAAGAUGACAGUAUAGAUAAGCAAUACUUGGGUUUGAGCGUAGAGCCCUUAUGCUCAAGUGAGGGUAUAAAGGAUUGUGGGGAACUGGAGGGGCUGUACACCGGUCAUGUUGUCAAGGAUGAGAUGGUGCUUGGCCCUGAGAUAGUGGAGCAGCGAAACUUUUCUGCUGAAGUGAAGCAGCCAUGUGAGGCUGUCGGCAGGAGACCGUUACUCGGGGACUGCUGCGUGAGGCUGGAGCGUCUUGAUCUGGACACACUACUCACCCCCAUCCGGAUCACAGACUGGGACAGUCUGGGACAAGUUGGAAAUCUUAAGGAACACACGGGAGGACCUCCACAGAAGAAACCAAGAAGAAACGAUACUUACCAAUGUGCCCACUGUGAAUAUCUAACAGAUAGAAAACAAUUCCUAAUUAGUCAUUUGAGGAAACAUAUUACUAAGGAGAAGCGAUACAAAUGUGCCCAGUGUAGCUAUUCUUGCGCCCGCAGGAAUUAUUUGAAAGUUCAUGUAAGGACACACACUGGUGACAAGCCCUACAAAUGUGGGGUGUGUAGUUAUGCUAGUGCCCGCAAUGGUAGUUUGCUAGUUCAUGUUAGGAAACAUGCCAAUGAGAAACCAUACCAGUGUGAGCAGUGCAGUUAUGCUACUCAUGAAAAAUUUCGUUUGAGAGUUCAUGUAAAAACACACACUGGUGAAAAGCCCUACAAAUGUGGGGCAUGUAGUUUUGCUAGUGCUCACUAUGCAAGUUUGCAUGUUCAUAUGAGGAGACAUACUAAAGAGAAACCAUACCAGUGCGAGCAGUGUAAUUAUGCUACUUAUCGAAAAGAUUUUUUGUUAGGUCAUUUAAAAAUACACACUGGUAAAAAGAUUUACAAAUGUGAGGUGUGUAGUUAUGCUAGUAACAACAAAGGUAGUUUGCAACUUCAUGUAAGGCAACACACUAAUGAGAAACGUUACCACUGUGAGCAGUGUAGCUAUGCUACCCAUCAAAAACCUCGUUUGCGAGUUCACGUAAGGACACACACUGGUGAAAAGCCCUACAAAUGUGGGAUGUGUAGUUUUGCUAGUGCCAGCAACAGAAGUUUGCAAGUUCAUAUGAGAGGACAUUCUAAUGAGAAACCAUACCAGUGUGAACAGUGUAGUUAUGCUUCCCAUCGAAAAGAUCUUUUGUUACUUCAUGUAAAAGUACACACUGGCGAAAAGACUUACAAAUGCGGGGUGUGUAGUUUUGCUAGUAUCCACAAAAGUAGUUUGCAAAUUCAUGUAAAGAAACAUACUCAUGGUAAUGAGAAACUUUAUCAUUGUGAUCAGUGUAGUUAUUCAGGCUGUACAAAAAAUCUUUUAAAAGCUCAUGUAAGGAAACACACAGGUGAAAAGCCAUACAAAUGUAAGCAGUGUAGCUAUGCUUCUGCCCGCAAAAAUGCUUUAAGAAUACAUAAAAUGAUGUCGCACACUAGUACAAAAGACAAACAGUUUUACUAG
This is a messenger RNA of Cydia amplana, 1710 nucleotides long. Its product is annotated as zinc finger protein 431-like. Gene Ontology annotation, biological process: regulation of transcription by RNA polymerase II. NCBI's taxonomy places the organism in Eukaryota, Metazoa, Arthropoda, Insecta, Lepidoptera, Tortricidae. The coding region runs from base 1 to 1710 and encodes 569 amino acids. The record is from RefSeq and is a predicted model, not a curated record. The transcript has 3 exons. Gene Ontology annotation, molecular function: RNA polymerase II cis-regulatory region sequence-specific DNA binding; DNA-binding transcription factor activity.